Molecule: messenger RNA, 1085 nt
Organism: Umbelopsis ramanniana AG
Lineage: Eukaryota; Fungi; Mucoromycota; Umbelopsidomycetes; Umbelopsidales; Umbelopsidaceae
Exons: 4
Coding region: 75-908 (277 amino acids)
Biological process (GO): DNA-templated transcription; DNA-templated transcription initiation
Cellular component (GO): RNA polymerase I complex
Source: RefSeq, a predicted model, not a curated record
GCAGUCACGGUACAAGUUCACUGUUAGAAAAAAAAAAAAAAAUUAACGGGAACCCUAACAAAAAAAAACCUUUGAUGGCUCCGCACGCUCAACAGGAGGCUAAGAAGCGUAAACACGCUGACCAUGGAGACAAUGUUGCCUCUAAAAAGUCGCGAAUGACCGUUUUGAACGCUACUCCAAGCUCGGAAUUCUCGGCAUUUUCAGAAGUCUCCAUUAGAUUGUACAUUCACUUGGCUCCCAUGUGGGUCAGCAAGCCAAUUGAAGGCAUCAAUGAGCAACUUAACGCUUUUUUGAUGAAAUACAUUCCUGAAGUUGACGGUGUUGUUGUCGCUCACUCAGGUCUUCGGUUGGAAACAGCUGACGGACGUGUUAUGUAUGAUUGCCCAUUCUCCCAUUUCUUUAUUCGAGUAAAGUUACUGGUGUGGAAGCCAAACAAGGGUGAAAAGCUUGCCGGCAAGAUAAAUUUGCAAUCACCUGAUCACAUCGGUCUUCUCAUUUACGGCACUUUCAAUGCUUCGAUUCCCCGGGAACACAUUUCGCAAACCCAUUUUGAAUGGCGUGCUGCAGCCGAGGAAGAGCAGGAGAAGGAAUCAGGCGAUGAAGAGAAUUCAUCGGAGGAAGCCGAGAAACAAUACGAGUACACGAAGAGUGAAUUUGGUGAAUGGGUUCUCAAGGCUACUGGCCAAGGAGUUGGACAGAAUGAUGGUGUCCUUGAAUUCUCGGUUGUCAACUUGGUGAGUGCAAACGAUAUUCUUACCGUCACCGGAGCAUUACUAUCACCACCAACUACAAAAGAUACCACAUCAACUGAAGAAGCCGCUCCAAAGUCCUCAUCAACGAAAGAUAAAUCCCAUAAGGAGAAAAAAGACAAAAAGGAAAAGAAGAAGAGCAAGAAAGAAAAGUCAUAAAUUCGAGUUCUUCUUAACGUAAUCAAACCUAGAGCCAUUUUUCACCAUCAUCAUCAUGCAAUUUAUUUCGUUUCACCUUUCUUUCCUUGUACAUUUACAAAAAAGUUUAUACAGUCUGGAUUUGCUUCAGCUUUCUAUUUUGAAUCCAAUGCAUUUCUAUGUUUCAGCAAUUGCCCU